Messenger RNA from Strigops habroptila (Kakapo), 4087 nucleotides. RefSeq names its product RAB3A interacting protein like 1 (gene RAB3IL1). Lineage: Eukaryota; Metazoa; Chordata; Aves; Psittaciformes; Psittacidae. The coding region runs from base 413 to 1570 and encodes 385 amino acids. Gene Ontology annotation, biological process: exocytosis. The transcript has 11 exons. The record is from RefSeq and is a predicted model, not a curated record. Gene Ontology annotation, molecular function: guanyl-nucleotide exchange factor activity. Gene Ontology annotation, cellular component: Golgi to plasma membrane transport vesicle.
UCUUCUGUGCAGCUCUGCUUUUCCUCUGAUUAACCAGAUGUGCCAGCAGAGCAGACUAUCUGGAUGGAGCAGGCACUUCAUGCCCUGAACACCAUGUAGUUCUCAUUUCUAUGCUCUCUUGCACCUUAAACUGUAGAUGCCUGCCCAGGCUGGGAGUUCCUGUUGGUCGUGGCUUGCUCAGUCAGCCUUAUCCCUCCAUGUUUGUGCAUAUCACUUCUUAUCAAGCAGUGCCAGCAUGCUGAAUAGCUCAAGGUGAUCUUUGCUUGGAGGAACUGUCUGUCCUUUUUCCUCUGGCCAAAACCAAUUUUAUUUUCUUGCCUUUUCCCUAACACACCCUUUUAUGUUACCUUCCACACUUCCAAAUUGAGUAGUAUCACCAGAAUGAGCCUCCUUUUCUGGAUCUUCCCAGUGAAUGUUCAGUGAAACCAGCCAGGCCAAUUUUGAGGAAGACAGCCAGAAGCAACCAGCUGUGGGACACUGGAAACCACUAAUGCCAUCCAAAGGGAACAAGGAGGAGCCAGAGACUGGAUGCCAAGAUGCUGGAGGUGUGGAUGAGACCCAGUCCACCGAGCAGCUCAACGUGUCACGUCUGCGCAGCUCUUCAGUGGAAAUCCGUGAAAAGGGGUCUGAAUUCCUGAAGGAAGAGCUGCACAAAGCACAAAAGGAGCUGAAGCUGAAGGACAAAGAAUGUGAGAGAUUAUCAAAAGUCAGAGAACAACUGGAGCAGGAACUAGAGGAGUUAACAGCUAGCCUAUUUGAGGAAGCACACAAGAUGGUGAGAGAAGCAAACACUAAGCAGGCGGCAUCAGAGAAACAGCUGAGGGAGGCACGGGGGAAGAUUGACAUGCUGCAGGCAGAGGUAACAGCUCUGAAGACUCUGGUCAUCACAUCUACACCUUCCUCUCCCAACCGGGAGCUGCACCCUCAGCUCCAGAGCCCUUCUAAAGCUGGCUUCAGGAAAGGCCAUGGGCGAAACAAAAGCACCAGCAGUGCAAUGGUCUCAGCUGCCAGCCAGAAUGUGACUCCAGAGCCCGUCAGCCGUGAGUGCAAAGAGGUCGACUCCAUUUUAUUUGCUGAGUUCCAGGCCUGGAAGGAAUCUCCAACCUUGGAUAAAUCCUGCUCCUUCCUGGACAGAAUUUAUCGAGAAGAUGUAGGACCUUGUCUGGACUUCACUAAGCAGGAGCUGUCGGAGCUGGUGCGAGUGGCUGUGGAGCAGAAUACACUCACCAUUGAGCCGGUGGCUUCCCAGACACUGCCUGUGAUGAAGGUGUCAGCAGAAGAGUGUGGGGGACCGAAUGGGUUCCGGUCACAAAUUGUAACGAAGUGUGCUCUGAGUGGCCUCCCCAGGACCUGCAAGCACCGCAUCAUGCUGGGGGAUUCUGGGAAUUACUACUACAUUUCACCAUCCUGCAGGGCCAGGAUCACAGCGGUGUGCAACUUCUUCACAUACAUUCGCUAUAUCCAGCAGGGCUUGGUGAGGCAAGAUGUGGAGCUGAUGUACUGGGAGGUCAUGCGGCUCCGGAGAGAGAUGUCUCUGGCCAAACUUGGGUUUUAUCCCAGUGAGAUGUAAGCAGAGGCUUGAGCACAGAAGGAAACUGGUCCUGUAUGAACAGCUUGUCAAAUGUAGUCUGCCAAACAGACGAAUGCAGUGCCUCUCCUGCAAUGGGCCUUACUUGCUCCCCAUUCUUCCUCUGCGUGAAGCUGAUCAAGGAGCAAGAAGCACAAGUUCCACCCUCAGCUCUCCCACGUCUCCAGCUGUGACUGGACUGCAGCUGCCAAGCUACCCCCUCAGAGCUAGGCUGGCCCUGACUGCUCUGUGGUGGCCGCCUAUAGACUGUCCUCUAUGGAGUCUCCUGUAUGCAGUGUAUAUCCAUAUGUUUUUUUAAAACUUUUGUUUUUAUAUGCAGUCUGCUUUGGCAUAACCUGAGGCCAGCCCUGGGCAAGGCAGGAGUCCUGGACCUUCUUUGUAAGCAAGACUUUCAGGACAGAUGCUGGCUGUCUGUCCAUCCAAUCCACUUAUUCUUUGGGGUGGAGGGUGCUGUCCCCAGCCAUACACUUAGGUCCUGCUGACCACUUCCCUAAUGGCCUUGUAAAUGCCAGCAGCACACAAUAAUCUUAUGGAGAGCCAUGAACAGCCUGUUUCCAAGUACUUCCUUGUUCCUUUUAAAGGAGCCUGCAAGAGAAGCUUUCUGCCAACUGAAUCACAAAGAGGGAUUUGUUUCUGGUUUUAGCUUGCGAUUUGGCACGGGGUGAUCCAGGCUGGGGGAACAGCCAGAGCAGGGGUCAGAGCUGUGCACCUGAGGCCUUCAGCAGAAGAAAUGAGCAGGGAAAUCCAUAACUCUCUGCUGGCUGCAGCUUGGCUGCAGUUGGUUCAGGAUGUUUUCUCCUGGUCUAGAACAUCUGCAAUUGCCCUGUGACAAUCCUUGGUGCAGAAGUACCCCCAUGGUGCUCUUAGAUAAAAACCUCACCCACAAACAUGCCUUUGAGGUGUUCCUGCUCUGAGGGAGCUUUGGGCAGUGCUGUUCCCACUGUUCAGAUAGGAAUCAUGGUCCCAGGCUGGGGAUGCUCCAGAAGGAGCAUGCCUUGAGUCCUGAGGCCUCCCUUAUAUGACAUUGUGCCUAGAAAUGCAUGUCCACUGGGAAUCCCAGCUUCUGCCAUUCCCAAUGAGGAAAUCUGAGACAUCUUCGUGUGCACAUGAGGGAUGUGGCUAUGGUUCCUGUCUGCCUCAGAAUGUUCUGGGAGGGAAUACUAAAGCUGUUGGAAUGCAGAGGCCUGCUAUAGUUUGAGCUCAGACCCAGGCUUUUAUGUACUGGGCUGUGUUAAAGCCAUGACAGUGUUUUAUAGCCAAUUUAGCCUUUUUUUCAGUGACUCUGGAAUCUGCUCAGCCACCACCCAAUGAAACCCUGGGGUUUUCAUCUCGUGGCAUUUCUGCACUCUUGACUGGCAUGUCACCCUGUCCCUCUGCCAUCAUCAUAACUGUCAUCUUAGCAAGUCGGUGUCCAGAACCAUAUCACCAUCCUCAGCUCCAUUAAGUUUCAUCUUCUCCUGAGAGAUGCUACAGUAGGAACUCUUAUCUUCAGUGGAAGAAAACUGAGCUGCUGUGUUUCUGUCCAGAGGAGGAAGGAAUAAACAGGGAAGGUGAAAGUCAUGGUUUGGAAUUUGAUGUAAGGACAGUUUCACAGCAGAGCUGAGAAAACCUUCCUGUAGGAGACCCCCAUGAGCACAAUAAUCUUUGCAGUCACUGAGCACACUCACAGUAUGCUGCUGAGUUGCUUCUCAGGGGACUUCUUUCCUUAUAGCUAUACUGGCUAUAUGGAAGGUCUAAUAGCCAUGUGAAAUUUGAAUUGACAUCCCCAGAGCUGGGAGGACACAUUCCUGACAAUAGAUAGGAGCAUUGAAUCCACCUCCUUCAGCUCAGAAAGGGCUGACCUCCAAGAUUGAGUUCUGAACACCUCAGAUCUGCUUUUGCUUGCCAUAGCUGAGUGUCUCAACUCAUGCUGCUCACCCUAGCUAGAUGAGUUUGUUAUAUCUGCUACUCUUCACCAAAGGAAUGUGUCUUAAAUGUGAAGUAAAAGCCUGGAAAAUACAUCUUUGGGUAAGGGUAUGGCUGGGUCUUGAGCUAGUGAUAAACCUGCAUCUCUUGGUAGAGUCUGUGAUGAUUUAACAUCAGCUUUUCCAGAGGAGAAACUAGAAGUAUCCUUCCCCAGCUAAAGAUUCCAGCUCAGGUAAAUCCUACCCCUGGCAGUUUCUCCUUGUAUCUGCUCCCCCUGUCAUUCUGAUCUCUACAGUCCUGUGCCAUUCACUGCUACAUUGCACAACAGACGUGGCUGCCUUGCAGCACUGGGAAUGAGAUGAUCUUUUUCUGUAGGAGAUGUUUUGGUUUGUGGGAUAUUCCCUCUGCCCCUGGUGUCACUUUGUAAAGCACUUUGAGAUGAAAGGAAUUGAAGAAAAGCAUUGUAUAAGGUUGUCUUCCAUUUGAAGCAAAAGAGAACAAUUUGUAGAUUAAUAUGAAGUCACUCCGUUAACAGCGGGAUGGUUGCACCCUGCUCUUUAUUACAGGAAAAUAAACAUUUGCUAUUAACCUCUU